Messenger RNA from Mycena indigotica, 585 nucleotides. Its product is annotated as Proteasome subunit beta. The record is from RefSeq and is a predicted model, not a curated record. Gene Ontology annotation, biological process: proteasomal protein catabolic process. The transcript is spliced from 4 exons. Gene Ontology annotation, cellular component: proteasome core complex, beta-subunit complex; cytosol; proteasome core complex. NCBI's taxonomy places the organism in Eukaryota, Fungi, Basidiomycota, Agaricomycetes, Agaricales, Mycenaceae. Bases 1 to 585 code for a protein of 194 amino acids. Gene Ontology annotation, molecular function: peptidase activity.
AUGGAAACAUCCUUCGCGAUAACGGGCAAGGGCUAUGUCAUUGUGGCGGCCGACACAACUGCUGCGCGCUCCAUUGUCAAGAUGAAGACCGACGAGGACAAAAUAAAGACUCUAAGUGAGCAUCUGGUCAUGGCUUAUUCCGGCGAACCAGGUGACACCCUCCAAUUCGCCGAAUACGUCUCCCGCAAUAUCCGUCUCUACGCCAUCCGUAAUCUCUAUGCUCUCCGACCAGCUGCCGCCGCCGCGUGGAUCCGCAGAGCACUUGCUACUUCCCUCCGCUCACGGAAGCCGUACUCUGUCAACCUUCUGCUUGGAGGCUACGACGAGACAGAGCAUGCACCAAAGCUCUACUGGGUCGACUACCUUGGCACAAUGGACGAGGUCCCGUUCGCCGCGCACGGUUAUGGCUCUUAUUUUGCGCUGAGUUUGCUCGAUCGAUACCACGACCCAUCUGCGUCACUUGAAGAAGGACUUGCCACCCUCAAACGCUGCAUCGACGAAGUUUCCAAGCGUCUUGUGGUCUCGCCCGGCACGUAUAAGGUCAAGAUCGUCGACAAGGAUGGUGUCCGUGAGGUCGAGCUGUAA